AUGGCAAAAGCAGCUCCACCAGUACGCAUGAGGGCUAAGGGGAAGCCUGCAGAUGCUCCUACAAAGAUGGUGAAGAAGUCUUUGAAGACCAAAGAGAAAAAGGCCAAAGCUCAAAAGAUGUCAAAGAAGGACAUCAAGGCACUGAGGAAAAGAAAGAAGGAAGAGAAGGCAAAGGCCAAAGAGAAGAAGGCACAGAAAGAAGACAAGACGCCUCAACCGAAGAAGGCAAAGAAAGAAAACCAGACGCCUGAAGCGAAGAAGGCAAAGAAAGAAGCCCAGACGGCAGAAGAACAGAAGGCAAAGAAAGAAGGAUACAAGAUACCAAAAGAGAAGAAGAAGAAGGCAAAGAAAGAAGAGGAUAUGCCACCAGAGAAGAAGGCAAGGAAAGAAGAGAAGAAGGCAUCAGAGAAGAAGGCAAAGGAUGAGGAGGAUAUGCCGCCAGAGAAGAUUGCAAAGAAAGAAGAGAAGAAGGCCUCAGAGAAGAAGGCAAAGGAUGAGAAGCACAAGAAGGCAAGUAAAGAGGAGAAGGCGAAGAAACAAGACGACAAGAAGGCAUCCAAAAAGGAAGAGAAGAAGAAUAAGAAGAACCGGAAAGACAACGAAGGUGAACGUGAUGGGAAGGAGAAGAACCAGAAGAAACAAGGCAAUGAUGGCAAGAGUCAAAGCUCCACCCCCAAGACUCCCGUGCCAGCGCCCUCUACACCUGUGAACAGGAAUGCAGCUUUGGCAGCAGACUCGCAUCUGGACAAGGACAUGUUUGAAUACGACCUCGACUUUCCCGGCGACGAAGAGGAGAUUUGGUGGUACGUGGAGCAGGGGGGAGAGGUGUCAAAGGAGACAAAAGUUGAGGAGAACAUGGGAGUCAAAGUCAAAGACAAAAACCCAAACCAGGAGAUGCUCCUUGCUUUGACAGAGGAAGGACCUCUUGCAUCGGGCGCCUGUCCCAGCAUUGGGACUGUUGGGGAAAAGGGUCAGAAGGCAUUGCACGAGGCCAUCAACCAACAAAGCAGCAAACCGCCAAAGAAACCUAAGAAGGAAAAAGAAGAGAAGACAGGAAAGGAAGCAGCGCAAGAACAGAAAGGAGAGAUCUUGAAGCAAGCAGCAGAAGCUCGAAAGCACGCUAUUGCUUUGAAGCAAUGCAACUACUCAGGAGAGCUUGUGGCAGGUCUUAUGAGCUUCUCUUCAAAAAUGGAAACAAUUUUUGAGAAGUUGACAGCGUUGCUGAAAGAAGGAAACGAAGAUGAGGAAAGGUACAACAAGAUUCUCACCGCAGCUGGUCACCAAAUGGAAUGGUACAAGCAAGCGGAG
Molecule: messenger RNA, 1308 nt
Organism: Durusdinium trenchii
Lineage: Eukaryota; Dinophyceae; Suessiales; Symbiodiniaceae
Source: the annotation of a GenBank genome assembly